This is a messenger RNA of Spea bombifrons (plains spadefoot toad), 1830 nucleotides long. RefSeq names its product trafficking protein particle complex subunit 1 (gene TRAPPC1). The transcript has 5 exons. Gene Ontology annotation, biological process: endoplasmic reticulum to Golgi vesicle-mediated transport. Gene Ontology annotation, cellular component: TRAPP complex. The record is from RefSeq and is a predicted model, not a curated record. The coding region runs from base 61 to 498 and encodes 145 amino acids. NCBI's taxonomy places the organism in Eukaryota, Metazoa, Chordata, Amphibia, Anura, Pelobatidae.
CAUUAGUUGGUGGGCGUGUCUUUUAUCCCGGAAGCGCUGGGAGUAGCUGGAGGCCGCAGGAUGACUAUUCACAACCUGUAUAUAUUUGACCGGAACGGCAUUUGCCUUCACUAUAGUGAAUGGAAUCGGAGAAAGCAGGCUGGGAUCUCCAAAGAUGAGGAGUACAAACUCAUGUACGGGAUGCUCUUCUCUAUCCGAUCGUUCGUCAGCAAGAUGAGCCCAGUCGAUAUGAAAGAUGGCUUCCUCUGCUUCCAGACCAGCAAGUACAAGCUGCAUUAUUAUGAGACGCCGAGCGGCCUGAAGAUGGUUAUGAACACAGAUCUUAGCGUUGGAAGUAUACGGGAAAUCCUGCACCAGAUUUACAGCACGAUUUACGUAGAAUAUGUGGUGAAAAAUUCCCUCUGCUCCCUGAGCGAACCGAUUCAGAGUGAACUUUUCAAAACCAAACUGGACGCGUAUAUCCGCGGCCUUCCUUUCUUCUCUGCCCGGGCCGGCUGAGGACGAGCGCCACCUCUGUAUCUCCCCCACUCGCACCUUCACCACCCCGGACCCGAGCCCAGCGUCUUUGGCUUUCAUCGGUUCUCGGAUCACCAUCAGGUCCUGCGUUCUCCCGGCUCUGCCGGCCCUACGAAGAGAGAUUCCAAACCGCUUUGUCUACUCCCGACCUUCUGAAGAUGUCCGCAUCCAGCGGCAGAUUGUAGAGUUUCUUUGUUUGAUCUCUGUAUGUAGGCAGAGCUGAUGUUCUAAAGGGGAGGAACUACAGAACUGUUCUUUUCUUUUUGAGUCUUAUUUCCCCACCUGGAGCUUGUCCUGCAUAACGUAGAGGGAGAAGGAUGGGUUUCUUUCGUCAUUACCCUUUUUAACUGCAUUAUAUUUGGCCAACCGAGCCCUUCCUGCAGUAGACGAGGGUCGGCCUUUCAUAAUGCAAAGUAAAAUCAGUGUAUUGUUGUACUUAAAGUGUGUUAAACUCUUCCCAUCUUUACCUUUAGACCCGGUUCUUCUGAUGGUCAUGUAUGACCUCAUUGUACAGUGCUGUGGAAUCUGGUGAAUAUAUAAAUAAAAAGAUAAUUUUGAACCAAUACCCUGCUCUAAAGCUGCGAUCUGCCAAUGGUCUCCUGGAAGUAAUCGUACUUGAGAACGCUCUGGAGGUGCUAUAUGAAUUAAUAUGUACCUAAUAAGAUAAUAUAACAUAAUAACAGGUAUCAAGGCCGAUAACCGUAGAUGGCGGUGCUGGGGGGGUAGAAUAAACUCAUACGAAAACAUCCUGAGGGUUGCCUGUUGGGAAGUGUUGCAUGGAUUGCAGAGAGAGGAGUUGUAUCAGUCAUCGCUGGCUAACCUUAUUAAAGGACCAGACUUUGUAAACUUGUAUUGUCCUGUACUAUAUACUGAAUUUCCUGCAGAUGAUAAAAAAAAUAAAGAAAACUAAACGUAAAAGAACAAUUACAACGUUGGUAAAAACUACAACUGUUAGAAACACAAUGCCCCACAUGAGACCUCGUGGCGCAACGGUAGCGCGUCUGACUCCAGAUCAGAAGGUUGCGUGUUCAAAUCACGUCGGGGUCAAAAUUGUGUCCUUUUGCGUGUGACCUAAUAAUUGAUCAUGACAGAAGUAAACAUAUUUUAAAAAGCACCGGGAAUUCUCCUGCACCCUACCCCGACGCGUACAGUAGAGUGGAAUAACAUUACUACCGAUUCUAUUUGGGCUCAACUGCCUUACAUUAGUAAUGUUACGACACUCUACUCCACAUCAUUUUGGAGGAAACUCGAUGAUAUGCUUACUGUACCCUGCUUUGCUAAUUUAUUAAUAAAACAUGACUUUCCUAGAAACAA